UCCCCGCGCCCCCGCCCGCUCCCCUCCCCCUGCCCAAAAAGACACAGCCCGGCUCCCGGAGCGGCGCCUCCAGUCGCGGCGGAGCGCGGCGUUGGCGCGGAUGGAGGGCGCGAGCGGGCGGCCUCGGCGGCUGCACCCGGCGGGGCGCUGAUGCGGCGCCUGGACCUCCGCUGCUCGACUUGGGGGGCGUCGGCCGAGUGGGCACUCCGCGAUGCAGCUCCUGAAGGCGCUCUGGGCACUCGCGGGGGCCGCGCUCUGCUGCUUCCUCGUCUUGGUGAUCCACGCGCAGUUCCUGAAAGAAGGUCAGCUGGCCGCCGGCACCUGUGAGAUUGUGACCCUGGACCGGGACAGCAGCCAGCCACGGAGGACGAUUGCCCGGCAGACGGCUCGCUGCGCGUGCAGAAAGGGCCAGAUCGCGGGCACCACGAGAGCCCGGCCCGCUUGCGUGGACGCUCGGAUCAUCAGGACCAAGCAGUGGUGUGACAUGCUCCCCUGUCUGGAGGGGGAAGGCUGUGACUUGUUGAUCAACCGCUCAGGCUGGACGUGCACGCAGCCCGGCGGCCGGAUCAAGACCACGACGGUCUCCUGACACACGCAGCCCUGCAGGGGCCUCAGGAGUGGCCUUGGCUCCCAGGAGAGGCCGCAGCUCCGCCACGGUCCUCCGUCCACCGCGGACGCCGCCCGUUCUCCGCCACCCACCCGCCCUCCAUUCCUCUCGCCCGCCAAGGACAGCCUGCUUCCUCGGACGCCUGAGCGGAGUCUGUCCGGCCGCCCGCGGAGCCAGGCCUGGGACGCAGCGGGGCCGCCCGCCUCCCGCGCGGAGGCAGAGGAGGAGGCUGCCGCCGCCCAGCCAGCCCGAGGGAGGAGGACUGACCCUCUCCUUGUGCCCAGACUGUCCGAAUCGCUUUUAUUUUCUUAUCCUUCCAGUAUAUUCGAUAGACCAAAGAGCAAAAUCUAUUUUACCGCGGACCCGCCCUCACCAUCAGAGUCCCUGGGUCGACGGGGGGGCCCGGGGCAGAGACAUGCUGGCGGCCCCCGCGGGGCGGAGGGGGCGGCCCCCGCAGAGGCCUCCGCCCCACGAACACUGCGGCGGCGCAGCCUGAGACGGGCCGGAGGACGCGGCCGCCCCGAGGGACGGGCCGGCGAUGUCCCCUCGCGGAGCCCGCGGGCGCGCCCCCCCGGGAGCCCAGCCCGCCGCGCGCACCCCGCUCCCCUGUGCUUAGAUGGACUCGAUGGUACCAAGGUCUCUUCUGUUUGACCAGUCGAACGCGCCUCUCUGCAGCCCCUCGGUAGUGGUCACCCGGAUUCGCCGUGAGCAUGUUGGGCCUCCCGUGACUGCCGUCUCAUCCCAUCACCGUUCGCUCCAGAAAGCAAAUCAAAGAAAACUCGAGUAGCCCCUGUUGGAAAGAGAUCAUUAAAUGUAUUUUGCAAAGCCUAAAGUUAUAUAUUUAACAGUUUUUAUAUGUUGUAUAUUUGUAGAAAAUCCUAUUUAACAAUAACUGGGGUGGCCCCGGCCGCCCCGAGGGGGGGCCAGGCCCGGGGGGUCCCGACGGCGCUGGGUGGGCAGAGGGGGGCCCAGCACCCUGGAGGGGCAGCCUCUGGGGCAGCGAGCGGAGGACGGGCCAGGACACAGGGACAGCAUGGCCACGGGGCCAGUGAGUCUGGAGGGGCCAUUCCUUUCCACUUGGUUUUGGGGGUGGUCCCCCCCCCAGCUCUGCCCCGGUGAACACGGAGUCGGAAGUGCUUCGCACACGCCUCUCCAGAUGGAUCCUGUUUCCCUCUUUCUCACCCUCUCUCGUCUGUGGACCUGGAGGGCGGUCUGCAGCCCGGCUCUUCUUCCCACGCCGACGCUUCGCUCGUUCUGUCUUCGCGUCGGAGGGUGGGGAUGGCGGGGGGCGGGCCGAGCCCCCCCAUUUUCCCACAGCCCUUCCGCAAGGAGGGGUCACCAGGCCAGAGGCGUAGGGGACAGGUUACCUUCCCCUGGCCACCUGGGCGGUCCCUUUAUUUUCCUGGGUUUCAGCUGAAGUUAACUACCUAAGGGGCCAAUUAACCGGAGUAUUAUGCUAGUUCUACUAAAAAAAAAAAAUAAAGUAAAAAAACUCUAUAGAAGCUGUUCCAGCAGCCCAUAGACUAAAGCUAGGAGAGAAAGUCCAUUUAUUUAAGCCCCGUUCCAGGUCCGGAGGUAGGUGCCCUGGAGUGAAGGCCGGAAGGGCCGGGCUUCGACGGCGUUUGGUUGGUCGUCACACCGUCACCUGACGUCACCGAGGAGGUGGCCCAGCGGGGUGCUGCCCCGCGUGCCCGCCCCAGGCUGCCGGCCUGGGCUCACUCCGGGGGCGCGGAUGGAGGCCCCGCAGGGUCCCCCGGCCCGCCCGCUCUGCCAUCCCCACCCCCUCCCUCCUCGCCUGUUUCUUCCGACAGCGGGUGCAGACACUUGGAGGGCAGAGACCGGGAGAUUGGCGAUGUUACAGCAUUUUUUCCCUUGUUUUACAGUAUUCAAUUUUGUGUUGAUUCAGCUAAAUUAUGGAAAUAAAGAAAACAUCCUUUGAUAA
Messenger RNA from Sus scrofa (pig), 2549 nucleotides. It is a transcript of the gene TAFA5, whose product is annotated as TAFA chemokine like family member 5. Gene Ontology annotation, biological process: G protein-coupled receptor signaling pathway. The record is from RefSeq and is a predicted model, not a curated record. Lineage: Eukaryota; Metazoa; Chordata; Mammalia; Artiodactyla; Suidae. Gene Ontology annotation, molecular function: receptor ligand activity; G protein-coupled receptor binding.